Molecule: messenger RNA, 1468 nt
Organism: Solanum tuberosum (potato)
Lineage: Eukaryota; Viridiplantae; Streptophyta; Magnoliopsida; Solanales; Solanaceae
Exons: 3
Coding region: 69-1244 (391 amino acids)
Cellular component (GO): plasma membrane
Source: RefSeq, a predicted model, not a curated record
GUUGCCCCUUUUCUUCACUCAAAGCAGAGUGUUAGAAUAGAAAAAAAGGGAAUUUAUUCUUUGUCGCCAUGGAAAUAGCUUCGAGCUCAACAAAAUUCAAAUGGGUCACUGCAUUUCUUCUUCUUCUUACUUGCUCAGCUGCUGGACAAGUUCAAGAUGGCUCGUUAGUUAACGGUAAUUUUGAGACCCCGCCGUCAGGCGGUUUCUCUUCCGGCGACGGAUUCUCCGACGGGCCAUCCGAAAUCCCCAGCUGGAAAUCAAACGGCACAGUAGAGGUAGUGGAAUCCGGGCAAAAACAGGGUGGAAUGAUCCUCAUCGUACCACAAGGUAGACACGCAGUUCGGCUUGGAAACGACGCCGAGAUAAGCCAAGAGCUCAAAGUAGAGAAAGGCUCCAUUUACUCAAUCACUUUCAGCGCGGCUCGCACGUGCGCUCAGCUAGAGUCACUCAACGUUUCAGUUCCUCCGGCCUCACAGACCAUUGAUCUUCAAACUCUGUAUAAUGUUCAGGGCUGGGAUUCCUACGCGUGGGCCUUUCAGGCUGAAGAAGAUGACGUGCGGGUCGUUUUUACAAAUCCUGGCAUGGAAGAUGACCCCACUUGUGGACCCAUUAUUGAUGAUAUUGCUAUCAAGAAGCUUUUCGUUCCAGCUAAGUCAAAAAAUAAUGCAGUACUUAAUGGAGACUUUGAAGAAGGUCCAUGGAUGUUUAGGAAUACUUCUCUCGGUGUUCUUCUUCCAACCAACCUCGACGAGGAAACAUCAUCGCUCCCUGGUUGGAUAGUUGAAUCAAAUCGAGCAGUUCGAUACAUCGAUACAUAUCACUUCACAGUUCCAGAAGGGAAGAGAGCAAUAGAAUUGCUUUCAGGAAAAGAAGGCAUUAUAUCCCAGAUGGUUGAAACCAAGCCUAAUAAGCCAUACAGAUUGACAUUUUUGUUUGGCCAUGCAGGGGAUUCAUGCAAGGAACCACUAGCAAUUAUGGCCUUUGCCGGUGAUCAAGCUCAAAACAUCCAUUACACUCCCAAUUUCAAUUCUUCAUUUCAGAAUGCUAACCUGAAUUUCACGGCCAAGGCGGACAGGACACGUAUCGCGUUCUAUAGUAUAUAUUACAAUACAAGAAGUGAUGAUAUGAGCUCUCUUUGUGGACCUGUUGUGGAUGAUGUGAGGGUUGAGCUGUCUGCGUCUAGCAGAGUCAAGGUUUUUGGGUUUGGGUUUAUGUUUUGGUUGUUAGUCUUAGUUUUGGGUUAAUCUCAUGAAUAGCUUUCUGUUCCACUUAUGGGGAUCCAAUGUAGUACUACAGCAGGGAGGUCCAUAAUCGGGCGCCCCCGGCAUAAGAAAGAAAAAAAAAGUUGGUUGUAUUAAAAGAGGGUAUGUAUGUCUUGUCAUGUCAAUGUAGUAUGUCUUGGUAUUUUUGCAAUCAAAAUUUGAAAGUGCUUCAUUUUGUUAAGGUUCAGUAAUCUUGGGAUCCUUUA